AUGGAAGAGGAGGAAGUGACAACUACUCUUAGUAUUUUCAGAGCAAGUGAUAAUGAACUCGAUUAUCACGUGGAUAUCAAGUCUCCUAAACUGUUCAAUCUACUUGUUGGCAAUGUCAGUAAUGGGGCUUCUUUUAGCGCUGCAGCUGCAAAUUGGCCAGUUUAG
Molecule: messenger RNA, 165 nt
Organism: Phytophthora nicotianae INRA-310
Lineage: Eukaryota; Oomycota; Peronosporomycetes; Peronosporales; Peronosporaceae
Exons: 2
Coding region: 1-165 (54 amino acids)
Source: RefSeq, a predicted model, not a curated record